CCCGUACCAAAUUUCCCAUUUUGUCCAUCUUCGCCCAUAAAGAGAGCUCAACUAAUUCACACGCGGUCGAAGUGGGCUUUGAACAAGGGGUUCGAUGGUAUUCAGCCCUUGUCUUAGGCUUUUUCGAAGGACCAUGUCUGGGGAGAAGAUCUACGAGGGCAUUUUUGCUGUCAACAAGCCCCAAGGAGUCAGCUCGGCAGAUGUAAUCAGGAAGCUCCAGCACCAUUUCAAUCCAUCGGAGCUCUUCAAACCGUGGCUCGAUACCGAGCGAGCCCGACGACAGCGAGAGAGCAACUUCCAGCGGAGACGGCGGCGCACGCAGCGACUGGACGUCAAGAUCGGGCAUGGUGGCACCCUCGAUCCGCUCGCUACUGGCGUGCUAGUUGUUGGUGUCGGAAAGGGGACAAAACAUCUCAAUGAUUUCCUGGGAUGCACAAAAACAUACGAGACGGUCGUGCUGUUUGGCGCCGAAACAGAUACAUACGAUAAGCUGGGGAAGGUCGUUCGACGUGGUCCCUACGAGCAUAUUACUAGGGAAGCGGUAGAAAAGGCCUUGGAACAGUUCCGGGGGAAGAUAAUGCAGCGCCCGCCGAUCUUUUCGGCAUUGAAGGUCCAAGGAAAGAAGCUCUACGAGUACGCUCGUGAAGGCAAAGAGCCUCCUAUUGAGAUCAAAGCGAGACCUGUGGAGGUUACGAAUAUGGAGAUCCUCGAAUGGUACGAGCCAGGCACACACGAGUAUAAAUGGCCCCAGGAGGAAAUGGCGGAUGAAGAAAAAACAGCUGCGGAGAAGCUUCUGGACAAGGAUGCUGCCAUACCAGUCGCCUCGUCUGCUGAAGCGGAAGAAGCUGAACAUCAAAAAGAGCCGCAGAUUCUGCCGACAAAGCGGAAGUCAAGUCCCGGAGAGGAUGCAGUAAACGACGUGGAUACUGCUGCUGCUGCCGAUACUGCCCAGCCUGUGAAAAGGCAGAAAGUAUCUACCCAGGAAGACUCAGCUCAGGUCGAGGACCAAGCCAUAGCGUCAUCGCAAGUCCAGGACGGACCACAAACAUCGCCCAAAUCAUCUGGUGAUACUGUGCCAUCCCCUUCGCCCCCUGCCGUUAAGAUCACCAUGACAGUCUCGUCUGGUUUCUAUGUCCGCUCUCUGGCUCACGAUUUAGGAAAAGCCGUUGGCAGCUGUGGCCUUAUGAGUUCGCUUAUCCGAAGCCGCCAGGCAGACUACGAACUUGGCCCCGGCAAAGUAUUGGAAUACGAGGAUCUAGAGGCUGGCGAAGAAAUUUGGGGAGAGAAAGUACGACACUUCUUAGAAGACUGGGAGAAGAAGAGGGUAGCCGGAUUAGAAAGCAAGCAAUAAAUGUGGAAUUCCUGAUAUUACUAUUUUCCAAAGUAAUAUAUGUCACUAUACGGAAUGAUAUUGCCGUUCCUGUAGGUUUGACACGGGUAAGCUGUCAUCUAGAUGUACAGCCUUCAGGUCCCUCCCUGCCGUUUCAGAGGUUCAGAAUAUACAAUCUACAGACUGCUUCGG
This is a messenger RNA of Monascus purpureus, 1522 nucleotides long. NCBI's taxonomy places the organism in Eukaryota, Fungi, Ascomycota, Eurotiomycetes, Eurotiales, Aspergillaceae. The record is from the annotation of a GenBank genome assembly.